AUGGCCCAAAAUAGCACAGCAAGACCUCAAUCUCAGGAGAACCCACACAAAACCCAAGCAACUAACCCACCCCAAGCCAAAGUCAAAGAGGCUCGAAUCCAAGCGGCCAAAUGCGAACUGGUGGACGCACUCCCGGAUCUCAGGGCUAUAGCAACGCCGAUCAGAUCGCGCUGGUGGAUGCGGUCCAACAAAUCUUCCCCUUGGGAGCUAAUGAGUGGACAAAGGUCCAAUCAAUAUAUAACUCGUACGCAUCUUCGAACCGACGAUCAUUACGACUAA
Molecule: messenger RNA, 279 nt
Organism: Puccinia triticina
Lineage: Eukaryota; Fungi; Basidiomycota; Pucciniomycetes; Pucciniales; Pucciniaceae
Exons: 1
Coding region: 1-279 (92 amino acids)
Source: RefSeq, a predicted model, not a curated record